GGGGGAGGAAGGAGCUGAUGGAGAGAGAGGGGGAUGAGGGGGAGAUGAGGGCAAAGGAAAGGGAAGGGAAGGAGGGAGUAAGAGAGGGAACAGGAGGAGAGGGAGGGGAGGGGGAGCAGCCUGUUGCUCAUGAUCAUCGAACAGCCUCUUCGUACUCCACAAGCCCGGUAGGUGCCUGAGGAGAGACGGAGCCGAGUCCAAGCAGGCAGCAGCAGCACAAAAACACCUUUUAUAUCUUCCUUCACGUGCGUCCUUCUCUGCGCUCUAAACAAACAGACUUCAGAGGAGCAGAUCCAGGAGCACAGUGAGUAUGUGUUCUUAUUUCAUCAUAUUUGCAUAUUCAAAACUUGUGUUUUUGUGGAAGAGUAAACCCCCUUUCUCUGCAGUUGUCACACUUUUAGGAGUUAGUCACAUGCUGCGCAGCCUUUUCUCUCUCGCAGUGAGAAGUUGUAAAUUAAAAGCUUCUGUGAUAUUUUGCUGCUUUUACAUACAGAAGUGCUUGAAUGGUGGAUUUUGAGUAUUAUAGAUUAAAUAUGUGUAAUAUUUCUGAGCUCUUAGUGCUUUUUUAUUUCAAAUUCAUAUUAAUACAACUUUAGAGGGCAUCGAUUUGCACACAAAAGACAAAAACAACAACACAGACAAGAACAAAUUCUAUAAAAUAAGAUUUUUAAUAAAUACUUAUUUUUAACAGACUGAUAAUGUCCCUCAAACUGCGUUAGAGUGAAACUAGUACAGAUGUAUUAAAGGUAAUUUAGCCCCUCUAUAGUUUUAAACAGCUGACUGGGAUUUGCAUACUGGAUACACAGCAUGUACACCAUGGUAACAAGGCAGCAGCUAUGUUACAGCUUGAUAUGAUCCGUCAACAUUACUGAUAUGAGGUCCAGGGCAGUUUUCUGUUGGCAGGGAUAUCGUUUUAUAGAGUGGAUGUUGGAACGAGUGUUUGAAUUCGCAGCCACUUUUUCCAAAAUUGAAUGUGAAAAUCGAUGUGAGAGAAACUUGGGAGUCUGAGAGCCACUUCAAGUCCUCCAACAGUGAAUCACAGCCCAAGUUACCGUUUCAGUGAAUCCGUAAGAGAUCAUUUCCAGCGCAGCACAUGGUCUGGCUUUGGAAAUGAUGUUAGAUUACAGCCCCAUGAUGUGAUUAUGAAUCCACACAUCUGCAAAUGCUUCUCCAGGAUUUUGGAUCAGUGAUAUAUGAUGGGUAAUAGAUCAUCCUCCUUCCCUCCUCCAGGUAAUUGUGACUGUAAUGAGAUGAACUAAUGACUUUUUCCCAUUUUAACAGCUAAUAGUGGCUGUCUGAUCCCCCUACACACACACACACACCAAAAAGAGCCCCUGCACACUAAUUAUAAUCUGCUACUCCCUGGUGUCUUUAAGUGUAAGGUGUGUGAGGUUUUGUGUGUUUGUUCCUGAGGUGUCAUUAGAGCAAAUCGAAGAGUCAAAGUCCCACCAGUGACACUAUUUCCCAGAGCUUCAGUGGGCACACAAAGACGUUCUCACUUCCUGCUCACAUUCAGUACAAAUCAAACACAAAUUGAGCAGCGGAUGUGCUCAGGAAGUGAAGUUCUUCUCUCUUUUUCUGCAAUCACAGCUUUUAAGAGAUGGCUGUGAAUUUAUGCAUAUUUGAAUGAUAAUUAAAGCUCUUCAGUUCACUUUGUACAAUAAAAAUACCAGUGUCAGUUCUGAAACAAGAUUUAAAAAAUGCCUCUGAUGCACAUUACGUGCAGACUUAUGCUGCGUUCGAGUUUCCUCAGAAGUCAGAUGUCGGAGCUGAAAAUGGCGUCACACCCGAGUUCCCAGCGUUUCAGUUACAAAGUCAAGUUCGAAAGCGGAAACAAGAUGGCUAAAUCCACGAAAGUUAUUUUAGCGCUUGCCGUGUCCGAAUAUAAUAUAUAGGCGCUAAAAUAACUUUCGUAGAUGUAGCCAUCUUGUUUCCGCCUCCGAUUUUGUUUUUUUCUGAUUUGGUAACUGAAGCGUUGUUAAAUCGGGUGUGACGUCAUUUUCAGCUCCGACAUCAGACUUCCGAGGUAACUCGAACGCAGCAUUAUGCGUCAGCUAGCUCACCAGUAAUGUAGCUAUUGACUAUCAUAGACUCUAACCCAGCAACGUAUCAAACUUUAAGCCUUUUCUGCAAUAGUAAACAGAAAAAAAACAUCAUGGACCCACUUAAGACUAAAUCAGAACAACAAACGGGAACAGAUUUCACAGAAGUUACUAUGUGGUGAUCGCAAAAACAAUCCACUGCUAGCAAAAUACUGCAGGAAGCUUACAAAGUUAAAAGGGUAAGAUGAGGAAAAUUCUACAAUAUAUAUCAAGAACAAAAUAGAACCCUUAAGCAUAAAAAAUGAUCAAGGACAGAAUAGAAACCUAGAUAUAAAAAAAAGAUCAAGGACAGAACAGAAACCUAGAUAUAAAAAAAAAGAUCAAUGACAUAAAAGAACUCCUAAACAUAAAAAACAUCAAUGACAUAUUAGAACCCUUAAAAAUAAAAAAAGAUCAAGGACAGAAUAGAACCCCUAAAUGUUUAAAAAAAAAAAAAAAGAUUAAGGACAUUUUAGAACCCCUUAACAUAAAAAAGAUCAAUGUCAGAAUAGAACCCCUAAAUAUAAAAAAAGGUCAAGGACAUAUUAGAACCCGUAAAUAUAAAGACACUCAGCUGGCGUGAACAGGAACUCCUUUUAUGGUGUUUGACUCGAUGAGCUAUUUCUAUAUUAUCAUCACUUUAUGUGAAUCUUUUUAACUAUUUCUGCGUUUUCGUGUGGACUGAAAAUUUUCAAAAACACCUCUAAUGUGGAUUUGAUGGCCAAUUGAACCAGGGAGACGAAACCAGUCUGGAAAAACAUCUAUAUAUUAGUGUAAAAUGCCUCAGUGUGACAUCGUGUCUGACAUAAACAGUAUGAUAGCCGACGUUCACAGUUGGGAUUCUGAUCAGCAAUAAAACCACGUCUCCACAGCAUUAGCAGUGGGCUAUUACCUCAGGGAUACCCAGUUUAACGAUCCAGGGAUGAUGAAAUCGCAUCAGCAUAGCUGUAAAAAAUUACCCAAAUAGCAUUUGUCACUUGUACCUUGUUCAUAUUUCACAGCUGUCAUAUUCAGUGACAGGAAAGCUGUAAUUUUCUGCUCCAAACUCCAGACAUCUGAAGUUCUGCCCAUCAAGCCAAAUAUCUGAUUUCCUUUGUCUUCAUGUAACCUCGCUUCCCAUCCAUCAGCCCCGACACAGAAAGCCCCCUGUGCCUGUUUGUCUGCUCCAUUUAUUCCAUCUCAUCAACUAAAGUACUUUUUCUCUCACAGUGUAAUACUGUUAAGACUGGCGCGUUUCUCUCCCCUGUCUGUCUUUGACGGGUCAUUGCUUGUACCUCCUGCCACCUCAGCCCCCUGAGGGACCUGCUCCGGGUUUGAAACACUCGAUCUGGAGUGACAGGGAGACAGUCAGGUCUUCACAGGUACGAGGCUGCGGCUGUCUGCACACAUUCGCUGCCCCAGACAGACACUUUUAUCAACUGCUGUGAAAAGGAAAUCGUUGUUGAAAAUGAUAUUGUUUACAUGGCCAAAAGCGAUUAGGUGCUCCAAUGACUGCAGCUCUUGCAGGAAAAAGGCAUCAGACGGGGAGAGCGAGUGAUAGUUGAUGCACAGAGACAAUACAGAGAUGUUAAUGUUAUGCAAUCUUUAUAUAAUCAAGUUAGACGAGCCCUCACAAACGGUGAGAGCGUACAAUCAUCCACUCAGGCGGGAGCACACUCUGAAUCUUGGAUGAAAAACGGCAGUAAUCAUCGGCGUAAAGAUGUAAACUUGAGGUGUCUCCUGGAAUAACAGAAUAUUGCGUGUCACAGGUUGUCAGGAGAGGCAUAAUGUGGAGCAGUGACGCAUAGAUGUGGGGAUUUGACGGAUCCCGUCUGGGAGAUCAAGUGCUUUAAGAGGAGAGACAGACAGAAGACAGGCUGAGAAAUAAACUGCAAACAGAAAAUGACGGAGGUGUGAUUCUUCUCAUUUGCUCAUUGUUGGAGAGAGAGAUUUCACUCCAAACAAACUGGAUCGACAUCUCAGGGGGGAUGCCCUCUUUCUGAACAUUAUAAUCAUGAAGCUAUAAAAACAGAAGAGUGUCGAAGAAGGUCCAUACCGUGCAUUAGUUCUAUACUUUAGCGUGGGCCGCUGUUGCAAUCAAACGGUCAGCUGAACAUAAAAUAAACAGCCAUUAGCGCUUACAAAGCUCAUUAUUGCAGCAUGUCAUCUCAGCAGAAUACUUGUAUAUACCUCAGAAACACACAGGCGCGGUGCACCACAGGCUGAGUUAGGGCUAUAACUUCUUCCUGAGCGUUUCAGCAUGCAUUUAAACCGCCCACUUACAACGAGAAACAAACACUUUUGUUUACAACCGUCCCUCCUGGAAUUAGAGGAGGCAAGGUCCUCUGAGGCAGAACUGCUGCCGGCAUGCCUGACUGUUUCUGCGUUACAGCGGAUUUCACAGGGAGAAAGUUGAGUCCAGGCGGCUCUUGUGGUUGCGAGUCCAUUUCUGGAACCUCUUACAGUCCAUUAGAGAAGAGCGAGCUGUUAGGGGGAUAGGAGGAGAGUUGGCUGUCGGGGAGCGUAAAGGGGCAUCAUGUGGUCUGAAUGGUCAUUUAGCCGGCGAGAGAGCAGGAUAGAGUCCGUUUUUAUUUGAAGCAUCUUGAUAAAGCACAUUAUGUUGCAAUGAUACAUUUUCACCAGGCCAAUGAGAAUAAAAAACUCCGGGAAAUCAGCCUACGCUCUGCUCUCUGCAGCCAUCAGCAGAAGGUUAACAGCUGUUAAAUUUUAGGUCUCUGAGGCUCCCAUUUUCAUACUGAUCACUCAUUUAAUUACCAUGUGUUUGUACUCCGCAGAUUGAGUCGAGAUGAAUUGCAAAUUGGACAGACUGGAGAAAUCUGUCCAAUUCUGACUCUUUGUAAAUCUCACAGCUCUUCUUCCUCCAGUUUGCAGCCGUAGACGGCGUUCAUUAAUAAAGCAGCUAUUCUUGUUCUUAAUACGACACACAGUCUGCGUAUCUUCACGUUAACGGGGGCGUCAUUAUCUGCGUAGAAAACAGGAAGUGUGUGUUUGUUACACCGUAAGGUUUUAUAACAGAUAAGAAAAGACGUAACCGCAUUGAACACAAACAUCAGAUUAAAGGAAAUCUGCUUCAGUGUUGCUCUGACUUGUUGCUGUCUGCUAAAUGAGAAGAUGUUGGUGGAUGCUUUGUAUUGAAGUAUACCAGGAUAGCUUUGCAUCUUCACAUAGUAACAGUUCAACAGGGAGAUCAUUUAAGAAUAAGGAUAAGAAAAACUCAAUUCGAUUGUCUGUCGUCUCAGUUGUCAUGUGUCAAAAAGUCGUCUACUUUUUGACACAUGAAAACUGAGAAGAAAGACAGUUUGUUGGAACGUUGGACUCUUUGUUGCCCUUUGGAACCAAAAGUGUUUUAAUGCUGCGUUUGUGUUACCUCAGAAGUCAGAUGUUGGAGCUGAAAAUGACGUCACAUCCGAGUUCCUAGCCUUUCGGUUACAAAGUCGGAAAAAAGCAAAAUCAGAGGCCUGAAACAAGAUGGCUACAUCUAUGAAAGUUAUUUUAGUGCUUGCUUUACAUUCGGACAAGGCAAGUGCUAAAAUAACUCUCGUAGAUGUAGUCAUCUUGUUUACGCCUGUGAUUUUGCUUUUUUCUGAAUUGGUAACUGAAACACUGGGAACUCGGGUGUGAUGCAUUUUCAGCUCCGACAUCUGACUUCUGAGGAAACUUUAAUGCAGAUAUAAUCCAUAAAUCCCAGAGAUUUAGCUAGUAGAUGUAGUUGCUGCACCAGGCUUAAAUCCAUGUUUUUCAAAUAAUCGAUUUUAGUCCAACUGAAAUCGCACAUCGUCGAACUCCAGGUAGCCGGGCUAACACAGCAAGUAGAGGGCUUCAAACUGGAAACUGGAUAGCGCAAAUGUGUUGCUAGGAAACUCGGAUGUAAACAAAACCUUAACAGAUGAAGAGAGAACGUAAAUGUAAACGUGAAUUUCCCUUAAACCAAAGUAUAAGUGGAGGGAGGCGAUGUUCACACUGCAGGUCAAUUACGAUUUUUUAACCAUAUGUGACUCAUAUCUGAUUUUUUCAUGUAAGUGUGAACAGUGCAAUUCUGAUUAUUUCAAUCCGACCCAGGCCUCUUUAGUAUGUGGGUAUAAAUCAGAUGCUCAGGUUGCGUUCAUCCGACCGAUACGUCAUCAAUAUGCGACAAACGUCACCAUUGUUCGACGACACAAACAGGCGCGGAAAACAAUUUGCGCUUUGAGCGCAUGCAGGUCACUUCACGGACACAUUCCGUUCACAUCAGAUGCCGCAUUCCUUGUUGUAAAGUGAACGAACGCACAAAAAAAUCGGAUUUAACAAAAAAUCCGAAUUGUGCAUCAUAACCUGCGAUGUGAACGUAGACAUGAGGUUUAAUUAACUGAGGUUAAUAGACGGCUGCAGCCCAGUAGAGAGACGAGGUCAACGAUAUCGAAUAAGUACAACAGCGUGUACUGAGACAACUUUGAAUUGAGACUUUUGUAAUGGAGGUUAUUAAAACAUCCUGCCAAAGCAACUCUUUGUUUGCUCUAUUUUGAGAAGAUCGCAGCGGCAGGGUUUCAGGCGGCACAUCUUGGUGAAGCGCAUAAAAAUGGACUCUUAUUAUUCGGUUUUGGCGAGCAUGUUUUGAAACAAUAUCUGUAUGCAUCUUAUUAUCCGGCUUUUUCACAUGUAUUUUUAGACUCCUAUUUGUUCCUGCAUAUUAAUAAGAUCAAAAUCAAUAAAAAUCUCCAAUCUGAGCAGAAAUGUUGCUUGAAUUUCUUCUCAGUUCGAUCAAAACUAAAUAACAAAAUCAUGUUUUUUUUUUUAACUCCUAGACGACUUCAUGACCUGUGAGAAAAUCCUGGGCUUUGACCUCCCGGUGUUUCUGAUCGUUAUCAAGCUCAUUAAGAUCAUGUAAAUCCAUAUUGGCAGCGGUGAAGCUUUCUUUAAAGACUCUGGAGAAGAGCGCAGUGGGAAACACAUGCACAAUGCAGUCAGGCAGCAGAGACUCACAGCCCAGUGAGUCACCAGGCAAUCUGGAGAACAUGCCCUGUGGCUGAGCUGUGAUCACGCUGGCACAGAGAGAGGCCAGACCUCAGCCGAUCUGCUGGGGAGAACAGCCUCCUCUGUCUUUGCAGCGUUUCAUCUCUCUCCCUUUCCGAGAUAGACUUCGUCCCUCCAGAGGAAGCAUCUGAGGCUCAACGGAGCGCAGAAAAUAAAAACACAUGUUUGACAGAGAAGAAAAAACAACAGUGACUGUGGAGAAGCAAAAGCACAAUCGCUUUUAAAGGCAAAGUGAGAAAUCAAACAGCCUCGAGGGGUUAAGUGUGAUUUAAUCUGGUAGGAGAGCGGCGGCGUAGGCCUGUGCAUAUCCACACUGAUGAUGCACUGUAGGCGUAUCGAUAACCUCCGCCACAUGGAGGGGGAAUGUGAGAACGAACGCAUUUGUAGCAGCAGCAAGGAGGGAUUUUACACAGUUUGGAGAUGGUUUCAUGUCAAAUUUAAAGAAAUGUACCACCAGAACACAGGACCACCAGAAUUUAAUAUCCUUCAACUGAGUGAUUUCAUCGUCUACCGUACUUAUAAAAGAUUUGAAGAAUCUGGAGACUGGAUGACCGUGAUCUUUGAGUUCACAGGUGGUGCCACAUUAAAAACAGACAUGGCUCUGUAAUAGAAAUCACGAGUCGAAUCCAAAAUCCACGUCUUUGAACGCCACGUCAUAGUUAGUUGCAGAAUUUGUAAAUGUAGGUCAAAACUGUACUGUACAGGGAAAAAAAACAUGUAUAAACGUGAGGUUAUAAAAAAACGAGCUGAGCAGUAGUAAGCAUGACCCUAACCCCCAAUUUCCACUGCAUCCGGAACGGCUACAAAAAAGCCGUAUCUGCCAAUCGUAGCUGAUCGUAACCAUUCAAGUUAACAUGUUGAUUUCCACCGACUUCUUUCCGUUCCUCUGCGGAUCACUGGACUCCACAGCUGAUUGCAAGAGUUCUAUUUUUUCCGGACCCUGGAGCAUGGCGGAUAAAUUCAGCACAGAUUAACCCGUGCUGGAAAGGAAGUCAGACACAAUAAAACAUCCGGCUUCUUUUCAAAAUAAAACACUGUGUUCAGGCGGAUCGUAUUUCACACCAUGCAACAAGUGAAAGGUUUUUAGACGUCAUUUCACCCCGAUGACACCAUGGAUGAGGAGAUGCUGAUUCUAGAAGUCUAGAAGUAGAUUUCCUCCUCUGGAAGGACACAAUCUACUGCUGAUAUGGUUAGCCUAUGUGGCAACUUGACAAGACUUGUUAUCGGGCAAUUGCACAUGAAUUCACGGGUUCUUGUGAGUUCUCGUGAUUCCUGCUGUCCGUCAUCCGCCACAAAAUUCAUCUCACAAACGGAUCCAGUAGGAAUUGGGGUACUGCGAAAGUUGCCAUCAACGACGAGAAUUAAUAGGGGUCAGUACUGGAUCAUUUGCGUACUGUACCAUCACAGGUUCUUCUGGUGCGCUCACCAGUUUUUGGUGUUUUUCCACCUCUGCAUCCAUCUGGACCAGUUUUCAUCCUCAGACAACAUCCAGGUAGAAUUUAUGGUGUUUUUGGUAAAUCAAAUCAGAACAUUGUUGACUAGAAAAUGUUAUAAACAGCUAAAACGUUCACCCUGUGAGACCUGUGAAGAGAAGUCAAAGAGUGGGGCCGCCUUUUUGAUCUGUUUCAUAAAAGAACUAUCUAACAAUGACCUAAAAGAGGCGAAGAAAUGAAGGGGUAGUGGAGGUUAACACAGCCAUGGUUAGUGUCAGAGUCAUAGUAAGCGAGCUCUGGUUGGCUCGGUCUAAUUUCAUGGGUGGAAGCUGUUGCUGACUGUAAUCAGCGGCUCACUGAGGCUGACAGCACAGGUGCCUAAUAACCGUUCAGUGACACACUCACAUCCCCGUUUUAGAAGCCGGGGCCUCCUUCCUGACCCAGAAAUUGGUGGUGCAGCAAAUCCAGGCAGUGACAUUUUAAUUCCUGACUGGCUAACGUGCCUCCUCCGUAAUAACUGUAAUUGAUUAAAUUAGUUUGGACACAGGCCACGAGGUCGGCGCUGCACCGGUGAUAUCCAGUAAACAGUUUCUCCUCUCAGCAAUAUUCUCCUUUCUCUCAUUUAUUGAUCCGCUCUUGUGCUUUCAUAAGAUCUGAAUAGCCAGAAGAAGCUGUAAAAAUACCGCAUGUCGAACUAACACUGCGACUGUGAGUCAGAAAACACAUCUGCACCAGACUAAAAUUAGUGCGUCUUAAAAUCCGCCCAGUGCAGCUGUUAGGGAGGAUUUAUUUUACACCGUGCGCACACAGAUUUUUUUUGAGUGUGGCAGUUAAAAACUCAAUUUGUGCACAAAGCAGCUAAAUCAGUGAAUUAUCCGACAUCAGAAACGAUAACAUCAACAAGCCGGUCUGCUGCGGGUAACAGAUGUUCAUGUGCACAGUUGGGAGUGAGACAUUUCUCCCUCAGUGCCCGCAGUAACAACAUCUCUGAUGGUGUCUAAUGAUGCCUGAAUGACAGAUUCAUGCUGCCAAGAUGAUGGCUCAGACAUGCAGUUUGCGGAUAAAGGUUAAUUUCAUUUGAUUAAUUCAAUUUUCAUUUAGCGCCCUCGUGGGACGUCGUACGCUGGAGACGUACAGAAGAGUUUCAGCAGUCUUUGUCUUUUUCUAAUUUAUUUAACCUUUAUUCAGACAGGUAAUCUCGUUGGGGGGCAGGAUCUCAUUUUCAAGAGACAUCAGCAUCCAAACAACAUGGAGACAGGCCGUCCAGUCGAGUGGAGAUAGAUCAGAGGAGAGAGGACGCGGGUGCAAAUGCGCCGGGAAAUAAAGAACUUUUAUUCGUCAACUGAGGAAGGUGCAAAAUCACAAACUCGAGGGUAACAGGCCUCGUUUAACAGACGCUAAUCUAGUGAGUAAAUGCAAUCAAAGCUAACUCCUCGUCCCGCGUUCUCUCUCUAUAGCCGUAAGCUGAACAAUGUGAUGAAUGCCGUUCAUUAACUAACAGAGCUGCCUCGCCACACUUCCUGUUUAUCUAGUUAUGUAGUUUCUCUUUAGCUAACAGGCAAAACCGGCCUUCAAAAUAAAAACCCAGGACCUGUUUACACCAAAAAACACGUGACAUUGUCUAAGAUGGAUUCUUGCUCCUAACAGUUUUGUACUUAUCAGGAGAGUUUCAUCUUUUGUCGUCAAACUGAGGAUUUAGAGGCUCGACUGAACCGCCUGUAUGAGGUCUGAUGGUCUCAUUAUAUUCGCUCAGUGAGCGAGUGAGUGAGUGAGUGGGCUUGUUUGCAUAGGGCAGCGACUUUGUAUAACGACAAGUGGAUAUUAGAAUUAAAAUGCAAAUGAUAUACGAGCUUCCUGCUGCUGUAAUGAUGAAUGCUGGUGUUACUCAUGCUCAGGUGAAAGGGGAACCACUGUGGAUGUUUGGAUCUGAAGAGACAGAUUUACUGAAGCUUAACUUCUGAAUUCCCUUUGAGCCGAGUCUGGAUUUAGUCUCAAACAUGCUGUUUUCGUUCUCAUUAUUUACUGAAAGUAGAGUGGAUUUCAUUUCAAAAUAAAAGCAUGAUAAACUGCUGUCUGAUGAGGCAAUCUCUCCUCCAACACUUGGCAUUAAAGGUGGGGUAGUCAGGAUCUGAGGAAGUGCCAGUUUUGGGAGAAAUCUUGAAUGUAAACUCUACUCGUCCCAACAAGUUCUUAGAUAAAUACUUCAGAUCAUUACAAAUGGGGCCCAGUCGAUGUGAAAGUCAAAAGCAUUGGUGCUACUGUAGAUGCUAACAGACUACCAGCAAACACAAUGUUUGCAGGACUUCUACAACUAGGAUAAAGUGACAUAGUCCAGGACCCGAGGGAGGACAGUUUAGCGAUGGCGCUACAACACGCUACAGCAGGUCCGUUUGACAAGAAACACUUCUGUUACAGACACUUGUCUUACUUUGUUAAAGCGGUUUACCUGUCCAGCAGAAAGGUUACAGGGUCACCAAGAUCCCCAAGCGUCCCCCAUCGUUUAUGUUGACCCGGCUUUUUAGCUCUUGUCCGGUCUACCUCCGUUUUAAGCGCCCGUUAUUCCUCCAGAGUCUCCGGUAUUUACUUUGUUUUCUUGCUUGUGUCGGCAGCCGUGGCCAAAGGAGGAUUCAGACAAUUUUCCGAACUUUCUGGUUGGUUUCUACUGUCCGAUAUUGUAGCACGCUAACUUUGUUUGGGAACGUUAUUUGAGGACGUGGAGCGUGUCUCACAACACAAGGGGGCAGCAUCUACCUUACAACCAAUCAGGCUGGGGGAGGCAAAGAAUGGCUUUGUUUAUGGUCCAAAAUGUAAAAAUGUUGACUCCACAGACACAACAAAACACAGCGAUAUCAUGAUAUUAUCAAAUGUCAUCAAGGUUAAAUGAGGUGACGUCUCUCUGUUUUGUCUCUGAAGGUGUGGUGUGAUGGUGACAGGUUGACCUCAGGGAUGUGAGCAGACAGUAAAGAUGACCCUGCUGGCGGGCGAUGGCUCCGACUAUGACUACAGCGCCCUGAGCUGCGCCUCCGAUAACUCCCUCAACGCCCCGCCCCUGCAGGAGAAGGAGGCCCAGAAAGGAGCCUUCUACAAGAGGGCGCAGCGGGUCCCCGAGGUCGGCACCGCUCACGAUGACGCCCUUCUGUCCAGCGCCCGGAAACUCCACGCUAUCAUCAACGUGGGCGGUCUACGGUAUCAGCUCCCGUGGACCACCUUGGAGGACUUCCCCCUGUCCCGCCUGGGUCAGCUGCACCUCUGCAGCAGCUUCGAUGAGAUCAUGGGAAUCUGCGACGACUACGAUGUCGCCCACAACGAGUUCUUCUUCGACCGCAGCCCCUGUGCCUUCAGGACCAUCCUGACCUUCCUGCGUGCGGGGAAGCUGCGCUCCCUCAGAGAGAUGUGCGCCCUCUCCUUCAGGGAGGAGCUGCUGUACUGGGGCGUCCCCGAGGAGAGCCUGGAGUGGUGCUGCCGCCGGCGUCUGCUGCAGCGUAUGGAGGAGUUCGAGGCGAUGGAGAGGGCGGAGGAGGAGGAGCUGCUGGAGGACUCGGACAGCGGUCACAAGGAGCAGGAGUCCAGGUUAAGUCACUGCAUGAGCAAACUGAGAGACAUGGUGGAGAGGCCGCACUCGGGCCUGCCGGGGAAGAUCUUCGCCUGUCUGUCAGUGCUGUUCGUCACCGUCACCGCCAUCAACCUGUCUAUCAGCACCAUGCCUGCCAUGAGGGAGGAGGAGGAGGCGGUGAGUUGACUCAUGACAUUUCAACCGCAGGGAGGGAAAAAGUUAGUCACAGGCUGACAAACGGUUUGAAGGUCGGUGAGAUCGAAGAAAAAAGGGAGUUUUGACCAAAAAUGAAAUCUUAGACUUUAAAUUAGAGGGAACAGACGAGGGAUGAGAAAAGAUGUUAGAAGAAAAGAAAAAUAUCUUUUAUUAUCUGACAAAAUGUGAAAAAUAAGAAAAGCUGAAACAGCGUUUAAACAACGUUUAAAGUUGAAACAGGCAACUUUUUUCUCAACUCUAUUCCGAACAUUUUGACUUUUUUCUCCAAGUGUAAAGUGAAAAAAAAAAGAGUAAUUAAGUGUGAAUAUAUAAAAGCUCGGUGUUACGGUGUGUUUGACCCUAACUUAACUUUACUCCGGAAUAUCUCUUUAAAUGUGCAUUACUUGUAAUGACCAGCAGGGGGAAACAGCCUGCGAAAGUAAUCACAACGUCAACAAGUCUAUUACAAAAUUACAACUGAGAAUCAGGGCCAAACUGAGAGGAAGAAAAAGAGAUUUCCAAAAUAAAGUUCUCCAUAUUUUCAGGACAAAACAGUCAGAAAAAAAAUAAGUUAAUUAAUGAGAAAAAAAUGUGGAAAAUUUAAGUGAAAAUACUCAAAAUAUUCAUGGGAAUUAAAUAAUAAAUUCAUGGAGAAAUAAAUCAGAAAUAAAAAAGUUAAAAAAUUCAAAUCCAGACUAGUCUUCAUCGACCACGAUUACAUCACUUCCUCUGCAGCGUACAGUUUGUUUCUGAGCUUCGACACUGAACACGUGAACCCCUCGCUGUGUUUAGAUUAGUGUUUUCAAAAGACGAGCUGACGUGUAAUUUUUGAAAAGCAGUCAUUAAAAAUUCUAAUAAAGGCAUGUCUGAUCCGUCACGGCCUCACGGCGAGGAAGAGACGUUUGUUUCACCAGAUUAGUAAAAAAAAACAUUGAAGACCCCUCAGACUGAAAUGCUUUCAUUAUUAUGUCUGAAUCCAUCACAGCCGUGAUUCGCACUCUGCUCUGUUUAAGUCCAAUGAAGGGAAAUGUAAUAUUUCAGCUGCAGAGUGACGUGCAGACAGGUUUUUAAUAAACUCACUGAUUUCUCUUUGAUCAAAAUCUACUCUCUGCAAAUUGGAGCCUUUUUGGUUUUUGAAGAAAAAGAUAGAAGUGGUUUUCAAUUUUUACUUGAAAUCAAAGCUUUACAUUUUCAAGAUACAGAUAGUCUACUUUGAUUUCCUGUCGUGUGAACUAAACAGAUUAAAAGUUCAAGUCAAAUUAGAGGAGUAUAAGACUGCUCUGGAUCUGAUAAAGUCAGAGGAGCAGCUGAGCACACCUCCUUUGUUUUCACACUCAGGUUUGUUUAAUUAAAAGUGUCAGUGAUCACGUCUCUCCUCACCUCAGACUUAAAGCAUCCUGUAAAAAAAAAGAAGUGUUGUACUCACACAGUUCCUGUCUCUGAGUGAGAGCUGCUGAGUUUUCAGGUGCUUUUAUGGCUCCACUCGAACCAUCUCCUCCUCUGUGGGAGUGAGUUUCGUAAUAUUUAGAAACCGACGUGGACUGAGAUUUAAAAAAGCUUUGAACCUUUUCAGCCACGCACCGGAGCGGCGUCAUUACCGCGUUUAAGAAAAUCAUCCACCUUUACUAAGAGCUGCAAAACAGUCAUCAUGGAGAAGUUCAGAGGAAGUGAUUUGUGUUUGAAAAGCAGGAGGAGGAUCAUGUCUUCAUGGUGGACACAGGUUUUAUCCUCAAAAUGAGUCACACAUGUUCAACGCUGCAGCUUCUCUCUAUUCAGGUCCUGGAUUUCAAAUAGAAACGGUUCCCUCUAGUGACCGCAGACUCCACCUACACCUCUGUGCUCACUCUGACUGUGCAUAGUGUUAGUUCAGGCAGGUCAAGCUUGAGUAAAGCUCAGCCAACAGAACAGCAGCUGAUCUUAACUCCGGCUGACAGCUCAGCUGACACACCCAGCUGGCAAAUGUCAAAAUGGUCGUUCUGUUUAAACCGCUCCGACCAACUUCAUCCUUCCAAGCAUUUUUCAUUUUCAUACUUUAUUUAAUUCAGUUUAUAUCUAAAAUAUUCAAUACAAACAAGGAAAAAUCUCAAACGUGAAUAAAAAAGAGCAGAAUAAGAAAACUCUUUUAGAGUCUGAUCCUCUUUCAUAAGAUAUAAAUCAACUAAACACACACGAGCUGCAGGACAACAUGCCUUUUUACAGUUCAAUAUUUAUUAUUUGAUCAUAAAAGACUGAGGCGAGUUACUUUAACGGGACAAACAGAAGUCUGAUUGUCUGAUUAAAUUGGUUCCUCCUUUCUUCCCCACCAGGGCAUUUGUUCCCAGAUGUGCUACAACAUCUUCAUCGUAGAGACGGUGUGUGUGGCCUGGUUCUCCCUGGAGUUCUCCCUUCGCUUCAUCCAGGACCGCAGUAAGCUGACGUUCCUCCGUCAGCCCCUGAACCUGAUCGACGUGGUGGCCAUCCUGCCGUACUACAUCACCCUGGUGGUGGACAGCACCUCCAAAGGCGAGAAGCGUCUCGGCUCGGGCAGCAGCUACUUGGACAAAGUGGGUUUGGUGCUGCGCGUGCUCAGAGCUCUGAGGAUCCUCUACGUGAUGCGUCUGGCCCGUCACUCUCUGGGCCUGCAGACUCUGGGUCUGACCGCACGCCGCUGCACACGGGAGUUCGGACUUCUCCUCCUCUUUCUCUGCGUGGCCAUCGCUCUCUACUCCCCGCUGCUGUACCUGAUAGAGAAUGAAGUAGCCUCCACGCAGGAGUUCACCAGCAUCCCUGCGACAUACUGGUGGGCUGUCAUCACCAUGACAACAGUGGGGUACGGGGACAUGGUGCCCAGGAGCAUCCCGGGACAGGUGGUGGCUCUGAGCAGCAUCCUGAGCGGGAUCCUCCUCAUGGCGUUCCCCGUCACCUCCAUCUUCCACACCUUCUCGCGCUCCUACAUGGAGCUGAAGCAGGAGCAGCAGCGGCUGCUGCAGAGGAGGACUCACUUCCUGCUGCGCAGCCGCAUGGCCGGCCUGGGCAGCAACCUCUCCUUAGACAGCGACAUGCUGUUUCCUAUCGGCUCGUCUGACAACAGAGACAUGGACGACUGAGGCGGAUGGAGGACAAAGACAAAACAGAGAGAGGAAACAGACAGACGGGUGGAGAGAAAUCUCUUUAAAGUAGAUAAAAAGGUUAAAAGGAUUUUAAUUUAUUCCCAGAAAUGCAGCCAUUCAGUGUAGCAGUGAACUUUUGGAUACAAAUGAACAAAAAGGAAUAAAGGAUUAGAGGGAUUAGAUUACAAACAUACAGGCCAUUAAAAGGUCAUUUUCUCUGGAUAAAACAAACAUUACAAUAAAAACUCAUUAAGUAUUCAUGCAAAACAAUCAUCUGAAGUAUUAAGACAGUCUUAUAUUACAUACACUGUUAUUGAGACAUGUGAGAGGAGUUAUUCUACGAGAGAAAGAGCACAAACACUCUCAGCGUUUAUAUAUCCGAAUGUUUUAAUGCGUCUGUUUAAGCCACACACUCCUGGGAGCCGAUCUGUCUCUUAAGCUCUCUGCUUUUACUGAGUCCCAACAUGAAAUUAAACUUCUGUCGAGGCUGAAAUGUGAACAUUAAUCCGCUGAUUAUUUCCUAAAUGACCGUGCGAACUCUGGAAAUCAUGUUCUACUCAUGAAUCACGACGCAGAGGUCGUCCUUCUCUGCUCCUCAAGGUUCCAUAUGCAAUUUUAUGACUCGGUUUGGACAUGGAGAUAGAAUUGUCGUGCCUGUAAUUACUGCAGUUGCUGUCUAUAGCUGUUUAUAAUUAUUAUUAUUUCUCUCCUUAAAGUGGAUUUAAACUGAAAUCUGUCUGUUUUAUUGUGUCUUGACUUUCACUGACUUUAAACUUGAUAAUUAAUUUGAACAAAACUUGAGUCCGCACUCGGCAGAGAGUCACAGAGAGGACAGGCGGCACAUAUGGAGUCACAGCACAUCCUGAUCGAACACAGAGAAAAACAGGAUCUAAGAGUCUGCAGGUUAACUUCAUCAAAGUGGUUUAGACUAACUCCAGAAAAGCUAAUUAAUUAAUUAAUGCAUCAGAUUUCAUAUAACGCUUUAUCAGAGACCCUCAAAGCGCUUUACAUUG
Messenger RNA from Xyrichtys novacula (pearly razorfish), 16374 nucleotides. The record is from the annotation of a GenBank genome assembly. Lineage: Eukaryota; Metazoa; Chordata; Actinopteri; Labriformes; Labridae.